Molecule: messenger RNA, 1888 nt
Organism: Brachypodium distachyon (stiff brome)
Lineage: Eukaryota; Viridiplantae; Streptophyta; Magnoliopsida; Poales; Poaceae
Product: transcription termination factor MTEF1, chloroplastic
Exons: 1
Coding region: 263-1438 (391 amino acids)
Biological process (GO): regulation of DNA-templated transcription; chloroplast organization
Cellular component (GO): chloroplast
Molecular function (GO): double-stranded DNA binding
Source: RefSeq, a predicted model, not a curated record
GGGAGUACUUGCAAUCAGAUAAGAUUGCAUGGGUUGCACAGAGUUGCAGGUGCUGAACAGCUGAAACCAGUUUUGGGCCUUUCAUUAGGGACCAGAAUGGAAACUAUCAGAGCCCCAGAGUGCGUACAGCCGAAGGCGAAAAAACGCUGGGCUCCGCAGCUUAGGUAAGAUAUUUUUCUUUACAAAAAAAAGACGAGAAGAUAUUUCCUUUCAAAAGAAGAUUCCGCCCAGCCGCCGGCGAACCUUCCGCCGCCGCAACGCCAUGAUUCACCUCCGAGCGCGCAUGCUCUCUCUCCUUAUCCACUCCCCAUCCCGUAUACCGGCCUCCCGCGUCCCUCCCCUCUUCGCUCUUCACCGUGCCCUCUCCGCCACCACAUCCAUUCCGCAAAACUGUUUCCUCGCCGACGAGUACCUCGUCGCCUCCUGCGGCUUACCCCGAGCCCAAGCCGUCAAGGCAUCGAAGAAAAUCUCCCACCUCAAAUCCCCCUCCCAGCCCGACGCAGUCCUCACCUUCCUCUCCGGCCUCGGCGUCCCCCGCUCUGACAUAGCCCACCUCGUCUCCGUCGACCCGCGCUUCCUCUGCGCCAGCGUGGAGAGAACCCUAGCGCCCCGCGUCACCGAGCUCAGCGAACUCGGCCUCUCGCGUCCUCAGAUCGCGCGCCUCAUCCCGCUCGCCCUAUGCUCCUUCCGCAGCAGCUCCCUCCGCCGCAACCUUGACUUCUGGCUCACGGUCUUCGGCUCCUUCGAAAAUGUCCUCAAAGCUCUCCAGAUGAACUCUGGUCUCCUUGCCGCCGACCUCGAGAAGGUUGCCAAGCCAAAUCUUGCCCUCCUCCAGCAAUGCGGGCUAAGUGCCUCUCUUUUCUCAGAGCCCUUCAUUGCCAGGGUGCUCAUCAGGACCCCUAGGCAAGUCCAGGACGCUUUGGUGCACAUUGAUAAGUUUGGGGUGUUACGGGACUCGCGGAUGUUUCUCUAUGCCCUUGUGGCGUUCACUGUCCAGACCCCUGAGAAGCUCGCCGACAAAAUUCGGAUCCUUGAGAUGCAUGGUUGGUCACAGGAUGAUGUGUUGUUAGCUGUGAAGAAGAUGCCGGGUAUCCUGACCAUGUCCGAGGAAAGGCUGCCGAAAAACAUGCAUUUCCUGACAAAGGAUGCUGGACUGGAGAUAUCUUACAUCGCUCAAAGGCCGGUGCUGCUCAAGUAUAGCCUUGAGCGUCGAUUGCUACCUCGGCACAACGUGCUUAAGCUACUCAAAGCGAAGGGAAUUCUGAACCUCCAGUUUGAUUAUCGUGCUGCCGCACUAUCUGAGGAGAAGUUUCUUGGCAAGUUUGUGCAUCCUUACGAGGAGAGUAUUCCAGGCCUUGCUUGUGCUUAUGCUUCUAGUUGUGCUGGGAAAGUACCUGUGAAGUAUGAUGUCCCUAUGAAGUAUGAUGUUACUAUCUAAGAAGACCAAAGAAAAGUGGAGAAAGUGCCGACGGAAGAUUUUAAGGAUUGUUACCCCCUUGAUCAAUUCUUCUAAGCCUUUACAAUUUUGCUGCCAGCGGUCCUCUGUAGUGUUGCUGGCUGAUGAAAAAGCAGAGGUAGAGGGUACAGACUAUGAUUAUCAUUUCCCAGAUAGGGACCGUGGAAAGAAAUUUGUAGGAAUGAUUAUGCUUGACAUUAUCUGCAGCUGGUUUAAAUAUUUCAUGGCCUUUCAUUGUAUCUGAUUGUAUUUUAGAUAUGGACUUAACCUCUUUGUAUCUGAUUGUGAACAGUUGUAUUUAGAUGUGCAUCUGAGAAGAAGUUUCUUGGCAAGUUUGUGCAUCCUUACAAGGGGUGUAUUCCAGGCAUUGCUUGUACUUAUGCUUCUCUUUGUACUGGGAAAGUACCUAUGAAAUAUGAAGUUACUGUCUAA